UCGUAGUUGUUGCGUCUUGAUCUGUGUUCGCUUUUGAUGCGAACGUUAGUUUCAUUAGAGUUUCAGCCGCGCAGUCGUGAACGUCGUCUGAGCGCAUUGGAAAUAUCAGCCGACAGGUGUCGCCGCGUGUGUGUGAAAAUUAACGCCCAAACAAAUUUGAAUUCUCAAAUAAAAUAAAUAAUUGUGGUAACGGUGCAAAUAAAUUAUAAGCCUAUCGCAAAUUUGAAUGUGGUUUGUGGUGCUGAAUGUGUGGUGUGCUUCUAUAAAUAGAAAUUAAAAAUUUUGAAAAAAUCGUAAAUUUUUCCCAUCUGGACUCAAGAUGCCCGCCAAAGAGGGAUUACAAAGGUGUCAGCCAAUACCACUCUAUGUGGUAUUGGUAUUAUCCGUGUGCUAUUUAGUAAUACAGCUGAUCUUCAGUCAUUUGACACAUGCCUUGACUCUGCUCCUCGCUUCCUACCACAUGUUGUGCAACAUUUUAGCACUGGCUGGUUGCCUACUAACAAUUAAGCACGGCAGACACAAUGGAACAGAAAAAGAGAAGACACCAGUGGCGCCCAUUAAGAACACAAAUACUACGGAGGACAAGAUUACCGUGGUGUUAACCGUAAGCGAGGUCGAGGAGCAGCAGCAAUUGGCAAAACGCGAGUCGAGGGAACAAAAGCUACGUAAUACCUUUGGUUGGGCUCGCAUCGAUAUUCUGACCAUGCUGAUCGUGUUCAUCAUAUUGGCCGCGUUGUCCUUUUCGCUUGUUGUGGAGGCGCUGCAGACGCUGGUACACAUCGAUCAUCAGGAUACAAUGCAUCUGCCCAUACCCGUGAUGAUGUUAGGCAUUGUCGGUCUCAUACUAAACGGCCUCACUUAUUUCUUGAUCGGUGGCUAUACCCUGCAUCAGGGCAGUUUUCUUCAUCUGACGCCGGCCGGCAAUGUUGUCCUGGAACGUUCCAUUUCCAGCCAUUCCAAUUUGGCACUCAAGUCUACGGAUCGUGCUCUGACCAAAUCUGCGAGCAACGAUCGUCAGUUGCGAGAAUCGCUGGAGGCGGAGGGCGGCAAUGUUUACUUCGCAACGAAGCGACAGGGUGCUGUCGAGAUGCUGCGCGAUGUGUCCAGCACCCUGUUUGUAAUAGUCUGUGCGGCCAUUGUCUAUGUCGCUGAGGAUGAGCAGCACACGGCCAAGUUUAUAGAUCCAGUUUUAUCAAUAUUCUCUUGCGUUUUGCUGGUGUCAUUGAGUUAUCCAUACAUGAAGGAAUCCUGCCUCAUUCUGCUGCAAACGAUACCCGCCUCAAUUGAUUUGGAGAUCUUUGAGCGGACACUGGUUAGCAAAUUUCCGGAAAUUAUCAGCUAUCACGAUCUGCACAUUUGGCAGCUGGCAGCAAACAGUUAUGUGGCCACCAUUCACAUACAGUUCCAGAAUCCCAAACUAUAUCUGACGAUCAUUGAGAAGGUUCGUGGAUAUUUCCAUGAACAGGGAAUCACAGAGGUCACCAUACAGCCGGAGUUCUAUCCGUCGACCAAUAAAAAUGCAUCUGCAUCUUUGGAAUGCCUGAUGCAGUGCCAGGCAGCCGAGUGCAUUGAGAAGGUUUGCUGUCGGGAUUCACGAUCUGAUUUACGUGAGGUUAGCGAAAGUCCAAUGCCAACGCCGCCAAAGACCAAAUCCUGUGCUGAACUAAGCACAAUAGUUGUGGACAAACCCAACGAGUUAAGUGUAACGCAGCUUAUGAAAAGAGUACAGGAUGUUCAGAUGAACGAGGAUCCUUCGUUGCCUGUCUCUCCGUCCAGCAUAUCGCUGCCCGCCACUGCAACAACAACAACAACACCUGAAGCCAAAUCCUGUUGAUUUCCCAUCUCCAGCCAACUUAGUAUUUAGGCAGCGACUUUACGAUUUUAGCUAGAACAUAAGUUUAUUUUAAUAAUUAAUUUCUGCAUUUAUGCGAAGUUUGAAUUCAAGAUAAUGUUGUCAUACAAAACGAUCUAGCAUAAAUGUAGCAUUUAUUUGCCAUAAAAAUUGGGAGCUAACAUUUAAACAUGAGACGCUUGAGUUUUAACACGUUUAUUAUAAGACAUAUUUAAUAAGUUAAACAAAUAAAUGUUGCUUUUAAGUUUA
This is a messenger RNA of Drosophila innubila, 2101 nucleotides long. RefSeq names its product zinc transporter 1 (gene ZnT77C). The transcript has 4 exons. Gene Ontology annotation, cellular component: membrane. The record is from RefSeq and is a predicted model, not a curated record. NCBI's taxonomy places the organism in Eukaryota, Metazoa, Arthropoda, Insecta, Diptera, Drosophilidae. Gene Ontology annotation, molecular function: zinc ion transmembrane transporter activity. Bases 320 to 1834 code for a protein of 504 amino acids. Gene Ontology annotation, biological process: intracellular zinc ion homeostasis; detoxification of zinc ion; zinc ion transmembrane transport.